GCUCGUGUGUUUGAGUUUUUUUUUCGCCAAGAUGGCGCCGGUGUGUAUAACUGAAUGGGCGACGCAAAGUGUACAACUGUAAAAGAAAAAAAAAAAUGUUUCCCGUACUUUUACAGGAUCUUCCUUUUAUAAUCUUUUCCCAGUUCGAGACUCGCUAACAACAUUGAAAUCAACUAGGAUGGUUAUAUCAUGACACAGAGCAAAAAGAAGAAACGGGUGAAUCGCAGUCUCCUGCUGGCCAAGAAAAUCAUCAUCAAGGAUGGCGGAACGCCGCAGGGUUUCGGGUCCCCCAGUGUUUAUCAUGCUGUCAUCGUCAUAUUUUUGGAGUUCUUCGCUUGGGGAUUGUUGACUGCACCCACACUGGUGGUUCUUCACGAAACAUUUCCGAAGCACACGUUUUUGAUGAAUGGCCUCAUACAGGGAGUGAAGGGUUUGCUGUCGUUUCUGAGCGCACCUCUGAUCGGCGCUUUGUCUGAUGUCUGGGGAAGGAAGUCGUUUCUCCUCCUCACUGUUUUCUUCACAUGUGCUCCCAUCCCUCUGAUGAAGAUUAGCCCGUGGUGGUAUUUUGCGGUCAUUUCUGUGUCUGGAGUGUUCGCUGUGACAUUCUCAGUGGUUUUUGCCUAUGUGGCCGACAUCACGCAGGAGCAUGAACGCAGCAUGGCAUAUGGACUGGUUUCAGCCACGUUUGCGGCGAGCCUGGUGACCAGCCCCGCCAUCGGUGCCUACCUCAGCCGAGCGUAUGGAGACAGUCUGGUAGUGGUUUUAGCGUCAGCGAUUGCCAUGCUGGACAUCUGCUUCAUCCUGGUGGCUGUUCCUGAAUCACUACCAGAGAAAAUGAGACCGGCGUCGUGGGGAGCGCCGAUCUCCUGGGAACAGGCUGACCCCUUUGCCUCCCUGAAGAAGGUUGGCCAGGACUCAACGGUGCUGCUCAUCUGUAUAACAGUAUUCCUGUCGUACCUCCCAGAGGCUGGCCAGUACUCCAGCUUCUUCCUCUACCUGCGACAGAUAAUGGGCUUUUCAUCAGAAAGUGUUGCUGCUUUCAUAGCUGUACUAGGAUUACUUUCAAUUGUUGCACAGACUGUAGUGUUAAGUUUACUCAUGCGUUCCAUUGGGAACAAGAACACAAUCUUGCUGGGUUUGGGCUUCCAGAUCCUUCAGCUGGCGUGGUACGGGUUCGGUUCGGAGCCGUGGAUGAUGUGGGCUGCGGGUGCUGUAGCGGCCAUGUCCAGCAUCACAUUCCCCGCUGUUAGUGCACUAGUGUCCCGCACUGCAGACCCAGACCAGCAAGGAGUGGGUCAGGGAAUGGUUACAGGAAUCCGUGGUCUGUGUAACGGACUGGGUCCGGCUCUCUACGGCUUCAUCUUUUACAUCUUUCACGUGGAGCUGGAUGAAGUUCCUGAUGGAGGUGAAGAUGUAGAGCGUCACACUCAGCUCCAUCAGCAGAGUGCUAUAAUUCCUGGUCCUCCAUUUCUUUUUGGCGCUUGCUCAGUGCUGCUAGCGCUCCUUGUGGCUCUGUUCAUCCCUGAACACACACCUCUGGGUAGCCGAACAGGAAGCUGGAAGAAACACGCCUCGGGUCACGGGCAUCAGCACAGCGCUCAGCCUCCAGAGGCCAAAGAGCCCCUGCUGCAGGACACCAACGUGUGAAAGAAAACCCUGAACAAGAGACGUGACAAAUGCGAAUCUAUAUCAAACCCAGAGCUUUAAAAAAAAAAAAAAAAAAAAAAAAAAAAAAGGCCUGUGUACAUAGAGGAACAUAUAUUUAAUGACGGUUCUGUCCAGUGGCACCGUUGCAGUGGCUUGUAUUUAUUCAUUUUAUAGUUCUUUAUCUCUUUUGCUGGUCUUUUUGUUUCUUCUUAAAAGUUGCAUUCCCAUUUUGGACAGGGCUCACUCAGGGACAUGAAGCUCGGUCAGGAGCGUUUCUGAACGCAAGCAUGCUAACCCGUACUCAUCUCACAUUAAUUGAAUAGUUCACUGAAAAAAGUCACAUGUACCCAGUGUUUCUCUCAGUGUGCCUUCACAUCUAUUAGUCUGUUUACUGAGUUGGAAUCAGAGUACAAUUCAGUCCUUUUGUUCAUUUGCUAUUUGGUUUGCUUUGCACAUAAUUAAAAUGAACCAAAUACCAAAGUGGAAAAAGUAGGGCUGAAACAUCCUCAUAAAAAUUCAAGAAUCCUUUAUAAAAACCACAGAGAACAUGGAGCCAGUGCAAAAUCAAUUCUUAGAUAACUAUACAAUAUAAAUAACCAGUUUAAUACUGUAUAUUUCUCUUUUUAAUUGCUUUAUCAGUCUUACAGUUCUGUCCUUUGGUUCAGCUUAGCAGUUCAAAUCUAUAUUAAAAAAGACGAAGAAAAAUCUGCCACCCAAAAACACACAGUAUGUUUUGUUCACCUCCUGCAGUUAAGUGCAUUCAGAAUUAAUACUCUCACUCUUUCACCACAGUUCAGCUGGAAGCAGACGGAGACACUCGGCUCAGACACUCGGGGUAAUUAGUGGGGAGAACACACCAGGGUUCCACUCAAACACUCUAAACGCUGCAUAUGUGAAAGCAUGUUAAAGCUGUAAUGUUGCCGAUCAGUGUGAGACGUGUGAAGGCUAACGUCAUGUAAAGCUCAUGGAAGUCUAUCUCACCCAAAAUAUACUCUGUAAAUUCACACUGGUCUUCAGUAAGCUUCAUAGUGAAUUAUAAAAAAAAAAAAAAAUCUGUUUACAAAUUUAAAGUGGAAUUUUGUCAUUUUAAUCCGUUUCAAAUCAUACAAAUCCAUCAUUAUCCUUUUAAAUCAGGCAACAAACAUGUCUUAUCUGACAUUAGGUAUAAGAGGGACAUUGUGUACAUUGAAAAAUCUUUCCUUUAAUGUGAUUUGUAAAAAGAUCAGCUGUUUUGAUGCCUAAACAAUUCCUUAUACAGCUUUUCCAUCCCAGUUUCAGGGCUUAAACAGAAGCUUCCAUGUGUACAUGGUUUCAUUUUUACAGCUCCUUUAUCCACAAAGAUAUGUGUAUUAUUUGUACCACUUCAGUUAUUGGUGCCUUCACUCACUAUUCUUUUUCUUUUUUUCUUUUUUGUUCAGUCCCAGGCACUACAUGUUUUGUGUUUCACCUCCAAUAACACACUUGAUCGAUCUCGUUCGAUGUAGAUAACAGUUCAGAGUAUUGGAGAAGGACACACUAACAUGUAGAGCUUUAGGAAUGUUGUGGACAGGACCGGAGUCUGUAUGUAGGAAGCGUUCAUGUUUAGGAGUUGCAGGAACUUAAUGAGGAGAAGAAUUUCAGUGGCCUUGUAUACUUUUCAGUUUUUUUUUAGACAAAAACAUUUUGACCAAAUAAAAUAGAAGUUUUUAUUGAAUGAUGGCAGGUGUGAAUUAGCUGUGUUCUGGUUAUUUAUAAUUUCUGCUUGCUUUUCUAUGUUCUUGUUAUGUUUUGCUGCCUUUUAUUUUAUUAUUGAUUUUAACAUGCAGUAAAACUGUAAUCAGCUAAGCGUGUAAAUAUGACAUGAUGUACCCUAAAACAUUUCAAUAAAAGUAUUUUUGACAUUCAA
Molecule: messenger RNA, 3532 nt
Organism: Hemibagrus wyckioides
Lineage: Eukaryota; Metazoa; Chordata; Actinopteri; Siluriformes; Bagridae
Gene: slc71a1-1
Product: major facilitator superfamily domain containing 14A 1
Exons: 12
Coding region: 190-1647 (485 amino acids)
Biological process (GO): transmembrane transport
Cellular component (GO): membrane
Molecular function (GO): transmembrane transporter activity
Source: RefSeq, a predicted model, not a curated record